This is a messenger RNA of Pipra filicauda (Wire-tailed manakin), 1811 nucleotides long. RefSeq names its product retinol binding protein 7 (gene RBP7). Gene Ontology annotation, molecular function: fatty acid binding. The coding region runs from base 1195 to 1599 and encodes 134 amino acids. Gene Ontology annotation, cellular component: cytosol; nucleus. NCBI's taxonomy places the organism in Eukaryota, Metazoa, Chordata, Aves, Passeriformes, Pipridae. The record is from RefSeq and is a predicted model, not a curated record. The transcript is spliced from 4 exons. Gene Ontology annotation, biological process: fatty acid transport.
UUACUACCACAACCUCAUAACACCAAGUUGUGGGUGAAAUGUUACUAUUUGAGUCCAGGAACACAUUCAUUUUCAUUUCUCUGUGCCAUUCCUGGUUUAGUGUAGGUUAGAGAACAUCCAGCUGCAAACAGGAAACAAGCUUUGACGUCCUGAUUUCCUCCUCACAUCAUCUGUGAGUCACGUUGGUCACACUGCCAGCUCCAGAAAAGGAGCUAAAGUUCAGGGAAACUUCUCUGCAAAACGUUAUCCUUUUUAUUCAGCCUAACACAAGUCAGCAAAUAGAUAAAUACAGUAAGUGUAGGUGAGUUUCUUCACCUCCAAAUCCCUUAUUUCCUCACUUCCAAAUUCCCUGUAUCAUUUCUCUUCAAAAGUCAAGCAUUUUUUAUUCUCUUUUCAAAACCCAUUGCUGGGUCAUCACUUCUGAGGCAUCUAUCACUUCUUUGCUGAAGGUGAAGUCCAGCACUGAAGCUGCAUCCUGUGCUCCACUGCCUGUGUGCUCUGCCACAAAGCAAAGCAUCUCAUAAACUAUCAGUGGAACAACUCCUGUAUCAGCUCUCCUGUCUGUGGGAAGAGUAGAAAGCAAAGGGGGGAGCUACAUUUAUGUACAUGAAAGUACUGUUUGAAUGUGCCUCCUGUUCACUCCAGAUAUAAGGCAACAGGAUGGAAUUCUUAUCUCUCUUACUGUCAUAGGCACUGCUUUAAAAUGGAUUGGUAUAAUACUCUCUCCAGUUUAGCAGUCAAUCCCUGCCUGUUCACAUCCAGCACGUCUUCACAGGGGGUAGGUCACCUUUUCAGUCGUGAGUCACUGCUCAGCUUCUCAACAAAGACAUAGAUUUCAGGUCAUAAGGCCACAGAUCUAAUAAACAUGCAGGAAAUUUUAGUAAUGAUAAAAUCAGUCCCUUUAAAGUGUACAAGAUGGACACAAGCCAGUUUUUGGCUUGCAUUGUGGCUCUUGGGCUAUUAACAUUUGCUCCACACAAAGAUUUCGGACACGGUGAACUUUUCCCUCCAGCACAGCUGAAGCCAUUCCACAAACACCCUCUCACCCAUUGGCCCAGCAGUAGCACCCUUCCCCUCCAUAGGAAAGGCCCUGGCAUAUAAUCCCACCCACAAUCUGCUUUAUAUAAGGCCUGGUUAGAAAAUUACUUCUUCAUUUUUGCUUUUUUGACUGGAUCUUCCUUCUGCUGUCUGGCAAUGCCUGUGGAUUUCAGUGGAACCUGGAACCUUGUCAGCAAUGACAACUUUGAAGGUUAUAUGGUGGCCUUAGGUAUUGACUUUGCAACCCGCAAAAUAGCCAAAGUGCUGAAGCCUCAGAAGGUGAUCAAACAAGAUGGUGAUUCGUUCCAUAUCCACACCACCAGCACAUUCAGAGAUUAUUUGCUGGAGUUCAAAGUGGGACAAGAGUUUGAAGAGGAUAAUAAAGGCUUGGAUAACAGAAAAUGCAAGAGCCUGGUUACCUGGGAAAAUGACAAACUUGUCUGUGUCCAGACUGGUGAGAAGAAGAACAGGGGCUGGACUCACUGGCUUGAAGGAGAUGACCUUCACCUGGAGCUUCGUUGUGAGAACCAAGUGUGCAGACAGGUCUUCAAGAGAGCUUGAAUCUGGGUGUUGUCCUGGCUCCUCCCUGCAGAGACAGCUCUACCCAGGAGACCACACUUCAUGUCCAGGGAUGGCCCUACAGACAAGAGCAGAUCCCUUGUGCCUGUUAACCUGAAUGGUCUGAUGUUUCUGGCUCAGGAAAUAAGUGUGCUGUUGCCAGUGUCAAAAAUCUGAUUUUUGCUAAUAAAUACCCCAAACCAAACUCACCUCAA